Messenger RNA from Mixia osmundae IAM 14324, 760 nucleotides. RefSeq lists its product as uncharacterized. The coding region runs from base 203 to 760 and encodes 185 amino acids. The record is from RefSeq and is a predicted model, not a curated record. NCBI's taxonomy places the organism in Eukaryota, Fungi, Basidiomycota, Mixiomycetes, Mixiales, Mixiaceae. The transcript is spliced from 7 exons.
GGCAGGAUCGUUGAAUGCGCCGACAGCCAACGUUUGCUCGUCGUGACUUCUCUUCCAAUCCACGUUCUAUGUCUUCUUUGUGUUGCCUUGGUUGCUUGGAAACGACAGCCUGUCCCAAAGAUUCGUCCCCUGACUCGCGCCCACGUUCGAGCAUGCUCAAUAAAUAUAUAACACCUCUCUACCUGUCUCUCCUCGCCGCACGAUGAACACGAUGAUUACUAUUGUCACCUUCGCUCUCUUGUUCGUCGUCUUCGUCGUGUCUGUACCAUUGACUGCCGAGCCGGGAUUAUUACGUUCGAGUCCGCAAAUUUAUCACAUCUCACUGGCGCUGCUCGCCUAUUGCUAUCGUAUUGGCCAUCUUGACCUGGGUCAUCAUAGCAGCACAGCCUUGACCGUCGUGCUAUCAAGAACAGAGGGCGGCCACCCGACAUUCGAAUUGACUGAUAAUGAUCGCUAUACAAAGGCAAGCAUCGUCGGAGCCGAUGCAAGCCGCGUGCAGCUCCAAAUCGCAGUUAGCUCAUCUCCCGCGAACGAGCUCGAAAUUCCAGGCAAUGACUGGGAUUGCUGUAGAGCUUUCGUCACCUGGAAUGUAUGGCUGCAUCUCGACCGCCACGACUACAAGGCAUCGCAUCCGAUCGUACGAGUGGAUUGCGCACCCUUGCCCUCGGCGAACGCUCUGCCCUGGUGCACGGCCGCGCCUAAAAUAUUCCGCGCAGCUUCAGAGAGGUGUUGGGUAUGGGAGCAGAAUUUCAUGGCUUAA